AUGCAUCUCCGUGCGGGCGAUCGGUGGGCGGGCGGAUGCCGCAGAGUUCUGCCCGUGGUGAAUCGCUGCGAGGCAAGGUGCGCCAACGCCGCUGCCGCAGUGGGCCGGUUUUGGGGGGGCCGCGGCCGCCGUUUUAAAGGCUGCAGCGGAGUAGGCCAACAAGUUCUUUGUGGGGGCCGACGCUGGCGACGCGAGUCACGCUCUCUUCGGCACCGGGGCUUGCCGUCGCGGAGCCGCUCCUCUGUGGGUGUCGCGGCUUUUGUGGCGCUUUUCCCUGCCUUUUGGCCCACCACGCUGCGAAACUGCCGUGGCACGAGCGGGGCCCAUGGCGUCCGCCUGCAUCUGGCACCGGGUCGCCGCUUAAUUCGGUGGGCCGCGAUUCCGUUGCGUGCAUGGGGGCGGAAGUGA
This is a messenger RNA of Trypanosoma rangeli, 408 nucleotides long. RefSeq lists its product as uncharacterized. The record is from RefSeq and is a predicted model, not a curated record. Lineage: Eukaryota; Euglenozoa; Kinetoplastea; Trypanosomatida; Trypanosomatidae. Bases 1 to 408 code for a protein of 135 amino acids. The transcript has a single exon.